This is a messenger RNA of Trypanosoma cruzi, 1833 nucleotides long. RefSeq lists its product as uncharacterized. The transcript has a single exon. The coding region runs from base 1 to 1833 and encodes 610 amino acids. Lineage: Eukaryota; Euglenozoa; Kinetoplastea; Trypanosomatida; Trypanosomatidae. The record is from RefSeq and is a predicted model, not a curated record.
AUGCGGCGCUCGGCAUUUUGUCUGCAAUCGGGGGCGCUCGCGAUCUUGAUCAACGCCGUCAGUACACGCCGGGUUGAGCUGGGGCCUGAGGAUGUUUACAAGAUCUGCGCCCUCCUCAAGACAAAGGAGGAUGCGCUGCUGUUGCAGAAGAAUCGUGCCUUUCUUUCUGGGUUGCACGCGGAGUAUCAAAAGAUGGAUCCAGACGCCGUGACGCCAUUUCAGCGAACAUUCAUUGAUGGUGUGUUUGCCGCUCUUCCGUCAGCUUUGCUAACUUCUUCCGAUCCCUCCUAUUCCUCUCCCAGUUGCAUAGAUGAUGAACGGGGAGCAAGGAACUCUGAUGUGGCAGCUGUGUCCGGCAAGCAGAAUCAACCAUGGUCGACAGUGACAACGACGAAAGAAACCUGCGCAAAUGGCUUUGCAACAGACAUCAACAACACCAGUAAUGAUGAGAACAACAGCACCAGUAGCGGUGAUAACACAGCCAUCUCAAGAGGGAAUGCGGUGGUCAGAUCAGAUGAGGAGCCGACCGUUGAGGAGCGGAUUGCCGCCAUUUGGGAGGUGGUGCAGGAGUACCAAUCCACCAACUUUCUGGGUACCGAUGGCAGCCAGAAAAUUCAAAAACACUGCAAAGCAUUGGAGCUCCAACUACGUCAGAUGAAACCAUUCGAAGUUGCAUCCCUGGUACGAGCACUUGCUACAGUAAACUAUCAGGACUAUACCUUCACAAAUCUUAUUGCUCGUCGCGGAUGUGAAGUGGCGUCAAAGCUCUCCCUAUCCGAGCUUUGCAGAACGUAUUUCAACCUGAGCAAGUUACAAAGCCAUGAUUCGAUGGUUGCAUUUGUGAACCAAAUUGAAGCUCAAAUGGAUAAGUUACGUCACGAACAGAUUCAGUUUGUCGCCAUGGCACUCGAGAGACAACCACAGAUUGCCUCUGCUCCAGCACGUAUGGUUCCCAAACUCCUUGCGCGGGCUGUGUCUCAUUUCUCCGAGGUAGAUAGUGUGCUAUACCAUCGAGCAUUAUUAAUUGUGGCAGCACGUUACAACUUAUCACGUCAUCCGGCGGUAUUGAAAACAAUUCAGGACUCCUCCAAGCAUUUGGAAAACAUUGCUGAACGUGAUCUUCUUGCGAUUCUACACUCCCUUGUCGAUCUUGGCAUUCCUGCUGGUACCCCAGGAUUAGCAGAGCUACUCGGCAAGGCGGAGGCUAUCGUCACCAUCAUAGAUAUUCGUCAUGUGGAUGUUCUUAUGGACAUUCUCUCGGUGCUUCCCAUUGACACCAGCGGCAUCAUGACCAAAUUGAUGGAUCGACUGAUUGUAGAUGGAGGCAAAUUGUCUAUACCGCAGAUAACCUUUAUUAUGGACCUACUCUCGAGUUAUCCUCCAGCAAAGGAUAACGCAUGCGUUGCAGCACUUGCCUUUUCCGCCUCUCUCCGCGCCGAGUCUUUUGAUAGAGAAGCGUUGGAGCAGGUGGUAUUAAGCCUUGCCCAGUUAAAUCAGUUUUCAGACGAUUUUUAUACAUUGGUAUCAGUUCUGCAGAAGAAUAAGGGUGGCUUCCGUAGUUUUGACAACUUUGCCAGUCUGAUGAAGUGGUGCUCGCGAGAAGUGGCGUUAGAUGUGAGGGGUCAAGAAAUGAUCACCAAAGGAAUUUUGGGCCUGGCACCCUCCAUGAAUGAUGAACAGCUUGCUGAGGCUCGUAAACUGUUGACACAGCUUGGUGUGAAUGACAAGAAUGUUCAUCAAAUGAUAUUCCGUCGUGCCAAGCAGUUGCAACGCGAGUCCGGAAGCCGUUGGACUCGGCGAGGUUACAGCAGUGCCACCGAUGAUUUUACAUAG